AUGAGUGAUACGGAGUUUGCUAAUCUGAGCAAUGAGGUUGAGCGUGAGGACGCCAGUGCCAAUGUUGAUGAGGAGUUGCCAGAUAAUGAGGAUGGUUGGGUGGACGAGGUAGCGCUGUUGGACCAGGAUAAACGAAUUGAGCUGCAAAGAGAUAUCCAACCGGUAAAGUCAGUGCUUUUGAAGCUGCGCAAGCUUUCUUACAAACUGAUCAAUUCCACAACGAUCUUGCUUCCUGCCUGGCGCAAAAUCCUCCUCGACCUACAAAUGACUCCAAUGAAUAUGCCACGGGAUGUUUGCACCUGCUGGAACUCAACCUUUGAUAUGCUGGACUAUGCUGUUGUCCAUCAGGAAGCGAUUGACACAGUCACUCAGCGGCGUGACCUAGGAUUGCGCAAGUUUGAGUUUGUUGACAGUGAUUGGGAGAUUGUCAGCCAGUUGCAGGAUGUAUUGAAGUUGACCGACAAGUCUGAGGUAUACCGGAUUGCUAUGGUACUGCAUCCAUGCCAUAAAUUGGCCUAUUUCAAGAACACACGGUGGGAGAACACCUGGAUUGAGACUGUGGCCACACUUGUGCGUGACGAGUUUGAAUGGUCAUACCUUGAGGUGGGGAUUCAACAGAACAGUGAUGAUAUUGAGGUGUUGAAUACUACAGCUCAUGAGGUAUGUGUUUUUCUUUAUUUUUGCAUGGCUCAUUAA
Molecule: messenger RNA, 696 nt
Organism: Suillus discolor
Lineage: Eukaryota; Fungi; Basidiomycota; Agaricomycetes; Boletales; Suillaceae
Exons: 4
Coding region: 1-696 (231 amino acids)
Source: RefSeq, a predicted model, not a curated record